Schizosaccharomyces japonicus yFS275 is the source of this 1141-nucleotide messenger RNA. RefSeq names its product F-actin capping protein alpha subunit. Gene Ontology annotation, biological process: mitotic actomyosin contractile ring contraction; actin cytoskeleton organization; mitotic actomyosin contractile ring assembly. The record is from RefSeq and is a predicted model, not a curated record. The transcript has 3 exons. Bases 161 to 940 code for a protein of 259 amino acids. Lineage: Eukaryota; Fungi; Ascomycota; Schizosaccharomycetes; Schizosaccharomycetales; Schizosaccharomycetaceae. Gene Ontology annotation, cellular component: actin cytoskeleton; F-actin capping protein complex; actin cortical patch. Gene Ontology annotation, molecular function: actin filament binding.
CUCUUGGUAAGGCAGGACAUCAUCUCACUACAUUGUGUUAGUAUCCAUUAAACCAUUUAACGAAAUAUAACGAACUCCAAGGAUCUAUUUGGGCGGAGGCAUGGACCAGAUGCGGAAUUGACGCGAGCAAACUUGCCCUUUGCAUAUACUGUUUCCUUCAAUGUCUUCGUCGCUGUAUGCUUUAAUUCGUGAAUCCCCUCCAGGGGAGGUCAAUGAGGUCGUGAAAGACCUUCAAGCCUUGGGCCUAGACAAUCAAGUGGAAAUUGAGCGAAACAUCCUCGCAUAUCAUGAACAAAACAAUUCAAUUGUCACAUUGAAGUUGGAGGAUGGGAUGACGCACGCUUGUGUUUUGUCGAGUCAUUGCAAACUUCCAGACAACCGUUAUUACGAUCAAGUGCAACAAAAGUCAUUCUCUGUAUCUGUGGAUGACAUGACCGCUUCAGACAUCGAAGCUUACUCUGAGAAACCUGAGAUUGAUGAGAAGAUUCUCACACAGUUGAAGGCUGUUGUACAGAAACACUAUCUCUCAGGUCCUGCGUACUCGGUGUUCGUGGAUGAGACCGCUCCAAAAGUCCUUCAUAUUGUGCUUGUGGCCUCUAAAUACAAUCCUAACAACUUCUGGAACGGCAGUUGGCGUUUAAAUGCGACGUACAGCAUUGAAGAAAAAACUUUGAAGGGAUCAGUUUAUGCUCGUGUCCAUUAUUAUGAAGAUGGAAACGUGUGGUUAGAUUCUACAAAAGACUUUUCUUCGACAGUGGAAAAUGAUUCAGGACUUGAACAAGCUCUCGAGAAGGUAGAAAAUGAAGCACAAAAAUCCAUCAACUCUCAGCUUGCUGGCUUAAACAACGGAAUGUUUAAGACACUUCGCCGCCAACUUCCAGUGACUCGUCAACGCAUUAACUGGGAGAAUGUCAACAGCAUGAGAAUGGCUAAUGCUUGAUAAUGUCCGGCUCACAUCUUUUGGCUACCUUAUGAUACAAGAUGAUACUUAAAUGCAUUAUACGAAAAUAACAAACAUUAAUCCUAUCUCGACAUGAUAAAGACCACACAAACGAGAGUAAGGAAGCCAGGUUAUGUGUGUGACGCGUAAACACCGAUUAUUUAUCAAGUUUAUAUAAGAAAAAAUAGUCCAAAUAUUGUA